Amaranthus tricolor (Joseph's coat) is the source of this 2988-nucleotide messenger RNA. RefSeq lists its product as uncharacterized. NCBI's taxonomy places the organism in Eukaryota, Viridiplantae, Streptophyta, Magnoliopsida, Caryophyllales, Amaranthaceae. The transcript is spliced from 8 exons. Gene Ontology annotation, cellular component: membrane. The record is from RefSeq and is a predicted model, not a curated record. The coding region runs from base 1239 to 2036 and encodes 265 amino acids.
AAAGGGAGUAACUAUAUAUAGUACAUUUUCUGACGUUACUGGAGCAUUCAUCUGAUGAUCCUUGCCAAUUUUGCGCUCCAAUUUCUUGACAUGCUCCAAUCAUUCCCAAUUUCCCACCUUCUUUCCUUCUCUUCACUUCUAUCACCUGUUUUUUCUCUCUUUUUGUAUCGGCUUCCUUCCCUCACAGUCACCGACAAUCUCUUUAUCCUCUCAACUUCAUCUUAGGUAACCAGAAUUUAGGCUCAUUAAAUGAUGGAAUUUUAGGUCAAGCCCAAGCACCAGCUCCUGCAUCCUAUGAGCCUAUGGUUCCUCUGAUCUUGGCUGGAAAUCAAACCAAAAGACCUGAUAUUCUUCGAAGAUUCAGGAUUUAUCAUGAUGGAUGGGAUAUUUCAAAUAAGCAUUACUGGGCUUCUGUUGCAUUUACUGGUGUUGUUGGUUUCGUCAUCUCACUCAUAUGGUUGAUCUCUUUCGAUAUAACACUUCUUAUUCACCAUUGUUUUGGAUGGAGGAUAAGCUUUAAAGGGAAAGGUUCAAAGUAUGCGCAAAGGAUACGAGUUGUGCUGUUAUUACUUUUUUCAAGUACUUCCAUAUGGGGAUGUAUUUUUUUAUUGGUUGGCCAACUUGACCUUCAUAGUGAAGUCUUGCACACACUGCAUUAUGUUGUAAAUCAGUCGGACAACACAGCUCAAAUACUAAGAAAUGUUUCUGAUUACUUAUCAAUUGCAAAGGCUGUUGAUGUUCCUCAAUUCAAUCUGCCGCAGAGUACCAUGAAGGAGAUUGACGAUCUAAGUUCACGCUUGAGUUCCGGUGCUGAGACAUUAACCGAUAAAACCAAUGAAAAUUCUGUAAAAGUUCUGAAACUCUUCAGUACUGUGUAUAAACUCAGCUUCCUCGUUUUAGUUCACUUUAUUAGCUCUCUUGCUUGAAUUAUACUUUUCAAUGUAUGUUUUCUGAUCAGUGUCACAUGAUUCGCUAAUCACCUUGCGAAUCGCGAAUCGAAAAAAUGCAAAUUAUGGCUAGAUUUAGGCUAUUUUUGAACAAUUUUGAGCGAAUCGUGAAUCCAAAAAGCGAACUAACUAACGAAUUAUGUUUCACUGGAUCUGAUUCAUCAUCCAUCCUUUUUUCAAGAGAUCAGCAUUAAUUACUGUAGCUUCGGUAAUGCUUGUUUUGGCUGUUGUCGGUAUUGUGCUUUCUAUUCUUGGGUGCCAAAAUGUGAUUCACAUAUUCAUUUUUAGUGGAUGGAUACUCAUAGCGAUUACUUUGACUCUUUGUGGAACUUUAUAAUUUUUAAUUCUGCUAUUUCAGACUCAUGUGUGGCGAUGAAAGAGUGGGUCGAUAACCCACAAGCUGAGACCGCGCUUAGCAAAAUUCUUCCGUGUGAUGAUGAGAGAGCAACCAACGAGACGUUUGAAAGUAGAAAAGUUGUUAGCAUGCUUGUAAACACCGUCAAUACGUAUAUAUACACUGCAGCUAACACAGAUCGGGCUCCAUCUGAUCAAUUCUAUUACAAUCAAUCUGGACCUUUAAUGCCCCCUUUGUGCUACCCUUUUGAUGAUAAGAUGCAAGAUUGCGAGUGUUCAUCUCAGGAGGUGUCUUUGACAAAUGCUUCUGUGGUGUGGGCAAGAUACAUUUGUAUGACAUUCUUGGAUAACAAAAAUUGCACAAGCCCCGGAAGGUUGACACCAGAAGUGUACGGUCAACUGGCGCUGGCAGUAAAUGCCAGUUAUGCAGUGCUGCAUUACACUCCCACAAUGCUCGAUCUUCAGAACUGCAAUUUCUUGCGAGACACAUUCAUGACAAUUACAGUAAGAUUCUGCCCUCCUUUGGAGCAUUCCCUCGUGAUUGUAAUAGUUGGUUUGGGUUUUAUCUCAGCUGGUGUUAUACUCUGCCUCGUUCUUUGGUUAGUCUAUAAAAACCGCCCCCAAAGGGAGGAAGCGUUUGUGAAAACCCAAUCAAUAAAAAGUAGUUUCCCCGAAAAUAGGGAUAGGAUUGUGGUCACUUCUCCGGCUAGAGUAGUACCGGAUACAGGAGUAUAGUUAAUACAUCAUAUGAUUUUUUGUCCGUCUAGUUCGACAUAAUGAUGGAGAAAACGAAGUGGUCGUAAACACCAUCUAGUGUUUGUUGGGACUAGUACGACGAGUUUGUAUUAUGUACCGUAUUGUAUAGUAUGUAGUCGUAUAUAGUUAGAAAAUGAGCUAUAUGAUUUCUUCACGGUUAUAGAUAGGAUAAGCGAUGGGUUUGAAUAGAUCUUUCAAAUUGGGAUAGGGUGGCCAAGGAGGCAAGGACUCAAAACUAGUUGUUUAAGUGUAACGUACUUUCUCCGUUUUUUUACUUGCAUCGAAAUCAAGUUUUGUAUUGUUGAUCAGUCUAUGAUAUUUUACAUUUUGCGGCUAUUAUACGAGAAAAAACAUAGUCAUGUGGGAUAUUGUUUUAUUCGUCUUGUCGCAUAUUUUCAUGUUAUCGAAAUUUCAUGAGUUUUAAUUGUGUAUAACUCUAAAUAUAAACAAUCUGACAAAUACAUUGAACUGCGUAAAAAAGGUAUUUGGGCGCAGGUAAAAAAAAGUUUGAAGCAUUUGAUUAGUUUAGUUUGAACUUGGAAUUAUUGAAUUGAUAUGUUGAACUAACAAUAAAUAACAAGUGUUAAUUUUUUGACAAAGGGUGGAUUUUGUCUAGUCACAAAACAACUUGAUUGUGGAAAAUGGCUUCCUUUUAUGAGCUUGGUUUAUCUAUUUUGUAAUUAUAGUUUUUAUGAGGGGAUAUACUGGAUAUGAUGAUGACUACGACGACUCUUAUUAUGGAUGUUUAUCCAAUAUUGGAAGUAAUAUAUAUUUUUUAUGGCAAAAUUACAAUAAUUUAGUUGAGGAAAAUGACUUUGUUUUUUAAUUGGUAAGAAGAAAAUGACAAUGAGAGACCCCAUUGGGCUUUGGGCAUUGGCCAUUGUAAAUUGUACAAGUGUAAGUGCAUAGUCAAUAAUCUUACAAGAAUGUC